Molecule: messenger RNA, 1632 nt
Organism: Physella acuta
Lineage: Eukaryota; Metazoa; Mollusca; Gastropoda; Physidae
Product: UDP-glucuronosyltransferase 1A9-like
Molecular function (GO): UDP-glycosyltransferase activity
Source: RefSeq, a predicted model, not a curated record
AUGAACUACUUUGCGAUCGUGUGUCUGUACGUGAGUGCUGCAGUACUCACACAAGCUGAGGGCAAGAGGGUCGUCAUGUUGCCCGGCAUUACCAAAAGUUAUUUUAUCCAACACGCCAACAUAGGCCAGGCUCUGAUAGACCUGGGUCACGAGGUGUGGAUCUUCAUGCCAGAGUACCUGAGUAACUCCAGCUUGAUCAAACAUAAAGACAUCAAGAUCUCAACGUUUGGGGAAACGCUGGGUGACAUGGAGGAAGAGAUGAUGAAAAGCUCCAAACUGGUUAGUGACUUCUGGGAUGAGAAAGAAUCGCCGCUGACUACAUUUUUGUCGACAGCCAGAGCAUUUAGGCAUUUAAUCAACAUAGUUUUAGAUGAGAAAUCUUUUAUUGAUAACAUCAGCAACCUUAAGCCUGAUUUGCUUGUUCUCGAUAGUUUAAUGUUUAAUAGAAAUUUGUUUGUUGUUCCGUACAAGUUAGAUGUUCCUUUUGCUGCUAUUGGCACACUGCAUGACCUAAUAAUGCAAAGAGUGCCAUUCAGUCCUGCAGUAGAACCAAAAGUACCAGACAUAGUUACCAACAGAAUGAACUUCUAUGAAAGGUUAAGCUCUACCAUACGUACGAUUCUAGAGCUAAGCUAUGACGUCUUCACUGAUAGUGACAUUGUGACUAGAAUAGCACCAGAAAAACCCUACACGACAAUUGGUGAUAUUAUAUUAAAAGCUGACAUUUUUAUUGCCGAACUUGAUCAUAUCCUAGAUUAUCCCAGACCAAUGUUACCCAACACAAAGCUGAUUGGUGGAUCUUCUGUCAGUGAGCCAAGGCCUUUGAUUGGUGAGUUUAAACAGUUUGUUGAUAAAUCAACCAAUGGGAUUGUUGUUGUGUCUUUUGGAAGUAACGACAUUCCAUUUCCUGAACAUAUUUUAGCCAAACUGUCGUCUGCUUUUGAACAACUAGACUUUGACGUCAUUUGGAGAGUCAACUUGACGUCCCCUGUUCCAUCGAAAAUUAUGACGUCACACUGGAUUCCCCAGAAUGACCUACUUGGUCAUCCAAAGACCAAAGUUUUUGUUUCCCAUUGUGGUAAAAAUGGCCAAUACGAGGCUUUGUAUCAUGCUGUGCCUAUCCUCUGCCUGCCUAUUUUCGGUGACCAGUUUUAUAAUUCUAAAAGAAUUCAGGUCAAAGGUUACGGUUUGCAUAAAGACAUACGACACAUUUCCAAAGGAGAACUAACCACUGCCAUAAAAGAUCUAGUUUAUGACAACAAAUACAAAAGAAAUAUCGAGAAAGCGUCCAAGCUAUUCAAAGAACUUUAUAAAGUUCCAUCCAAAGAAGCCGCUUACUGGAUAGAUCACGUGAUGAAGUAUGGCGGAGACUAUAUGAGGUCAUCAGGACAGGAAAUGCCGUUGUAUCAAUUUCUUCUUCUUGAUGUUAUCGUUUUUAUAGCAGCUUUACUGUUUGCUGUUAUUAUUAUUCUACUCAUCAUUGCCAGGUUUUCCUGCAAAUGUUAUUUGUCCAAAUAUCUUGUUAGAUAAUUAAAGUCCUUAUGGUCUAAAUUUAUGAGUUAAAAAAUUAAUAUUGAAAGUUUUGGGAAAUAAUUUUCAUUUAUCAAACUGAAAGUAAUAAUUUUCGGCAUG